AUGACGGAUCUCACUCCAAUUCUCAAUGAGCUCCUCAAGAGCCACGAUGCACCACCUACCACGGACCCAUCAUUGUCGCUCCGCAAUAUCGACAGUUUUCUUAGAGAAGCAUACGAAAUAAAUGCUGGUAUCGUAUCCCUAAGCAGGGAACUGCGAGGCAUACGACAGUCCUACCUUUCUACCGCACCACCCCCGAGGCGCUCAGCAGUAUCACAGAAGGGCAAAGAAUGGAAGCAUUUAACAGACCGUCAACGGGAUGAGAUUGAUGCUCAGACGAAAAGACUAUUACGAGAACUCAAUGCUCGCAUCCGGAUGCUGGCAGACGCGGAGCAAGUGAGGCAAAAUACUGAAGAGACAAUCCGGCGAAAGAAAUUCGGACGGCUGGGUCUGGGAACACUCGGAAAAUGGGCAGCGGGCGGAGUUGGGCAGACGAAAACGAUGGAUGAAGAGCUGGAUGAGGCGAAAGCCAAUGAGAUCAAGGUGCACCGCGAAAGCGUCCUAUGGUAUUUACGUGAAAAAUUGCAGGAUUGCGGACAGUUUCAGGCCUCAAUGAUGGAAAAGAGGAUUAUGCGACAAAUCGAAAAGAACAAGAACAUGAUAUCAAUGUCACGAAUGGCAGGCCCUGAGUUGGGAGGAUUUGAGAAUGCGCCAAUGCCACCGUCAACUUCACAGCCAUCAUCUGUAGCACAUCUGGAGACGAAAGAACAGUAUACGGACGAGGAUUUGACACCAGAGCAAAUCCAGAUGUUCGAGCAGGAGAACCAGGAUAUGUUGAAGCACUACGAGAGUACUCUGGACCAAGUGAGGACCGCAGAGAAAUCUCUCAUAGAGAUAUCGGAGUUGCAAACGCAACUUGUCAACAAUUUAGCAACGCAGUCAGCACACAUAGACCAGCUGGUCAGUAACUCGUUCGUCACAGCGGAGAAUGUCGGAGGUGGAAAUAAACAGUUGAAGAAAGCAACGGAGCGAAAGAGCACUGCAAAAUACGUGUUCUAUGCCUCCUGUGGACUGAGUUUCUUCUUGGUCGUAUGGGAUUUAGUCAUCUGA
This is a messenger RNA of Cadophora gregata, 1047 nucleotides long. RefSeq lists its product as uncharacterized. The record is from RefSeq and is a predicted model, not a curated record. Gene Ontology annotation, biological process: retrograde vesicle-mediated transport, Golgi to endoplasmic reticulum. Gene Ontology annotation, cellular component: endoplasmic reticulum; SNARE complex. NCBI's taxonomy places the organism in Eukaryota, Fungi, Ascomycota, Leotiomycetes, Helotiales, Ploettnerulaceae. The coding region runs from base 1 to 1047 and encodes 348 amino acids. The transcript has 3 exons.